Daldinia caldariorum is the source of this 1877-nucleotide messenger RNA. RefSeq lists its product as uncharacterized. The transcript is spliced from 2 exons. The record is from RefSeq and is a predicted model, not a curated record. Bases 97 to 1527 code for a protein of 476 amino acids. Lineage: Eukaryota; Fungi; Ascomycota; Sordariomycetes; Xylariales; Hypoxylaceae.
ACGAUACAGCAAUCAUCUCAGAAUCAUCCACACCGGAAUUCUACGCAACCAGAAAACCUUUUUAACCUAAAGAAUCAUAUCAUCAAUUUAACAACAAUGUCGUCCAAGAUUCCACGUAUGGGCCGCAAUAAUAUCCCGCUGGAGAGCGACGAGACCGACUCAGACGCCCACAGUGGUGAGGGCCAGGAAUGGCAAGAAUUGGAGCGACUGUCGCUACCAGACUCGGUCAAGCGGAAACAGGGCGAGAUCCUCAUGGCCUCAGCCUGGACAGCAAAUGUCCGUCAAAGACUCGCCGAGAUUGAAGAGGUCGCCCUGGAGGAGUUCAAGAAAGAAAAGCUGGCCAAGCUUGGGGAUGCAGUCGGGCAUACGGACCACUUCCGCUGGGCUCUUAUCGAAGUAGAGGACUGGGGUUUGGCGAUGAAAGAGAGUAUGCUACCUGAUGGAACGCCGAUGAAGUUCAGUAAGUACUUCCUUACGAACUUGAAGGCUGCCGUCGUGAAGAGUGAGGCUGCCAUGGCCCUCGCUAAAAUCGCGCUCAAAGCUACUCUCGAUGUCGGAUAUUUGGGAGUCGUCGGCAAUUUUCCGUUUGAACUUAUUGGAGCUCCGUUCUCACAACUGGCACGAACCCACGCAGACCUCGCGAGGGACCUCAAGGCCCUAGAGAAGAGGCUCAAGAUGUGGAGGGACAUUGUCGAUGAAAGCGAUCUCCCGAGCGCCCCAGGGUCAAGCAAAGACGGCAUCUAUAAGUAUGUUGCGGACGACGACAGUAUGGUAAAUCCCGCAGAUCCGUUUUUCGAGGCGGGCAAAGAGGUUCGGGAAACCCUGACGAGCGAGAUUGAGCAAACCAUCAAUAACGCCCGCACAUCCGAUGGGAAACCCGUAGAUGGCAAGGUGAUACUCGAUCGCUAUUUUAAUUAUUUGAACCAGUAUCGAGACAAUUACUGGGCGGAUGUGCCAAGGCCUGCGGCAGCUCCCAACCGUGCGCGAGCUCCCAAGCAAAAAAAUGCGUUCGGAAAGCCCCCAGCUCCCCAGAGAGAGAUGACGCGAGACGAGCGACGGGAAGCAAGACGAAAGGCAGCCGAAGAGGAAAAGGCCGCAAGAUAUGCGGAACAGCUGCGGCACGUCCGAGUGGAGAGGAUCAGAAGAAAGGGUAGGGAGAGACGGGAGAAACAGAGAGACAGGCAGGCCGCGCUAAGGCAGGAGCUCGUAGAGAGGAUCGAGCGAGAACGGGAAGAGUCGAAGAAGAAGCGAAAGAGGGCAGAGGAAGGUGCAAAGGGGGAGAGACUCGGAUUUUCCACACAUAAUCCUGCUGACGCGCCGGAGAAGAACAAGCGGGCUCGAACCGAGGAGAAGCCAUCACCGAGCCCGAAACCUCCAGCGCCGCCGCCAACGCCAAACAGACCCGUGACACCACCGCAAGAGCCGAGUCAGAAAGCAGGGCCGACGCCGCCACCGACACCAGGUUCAAACGUACAGUCACCGAGAAAACUUCCGAAAUGGGUCAAUACCAUCGUGUCGGGUGAGUAAAAGACGACUGUUUGAGUCCUACGGGGACGGUCUUGCCUAGAUUCUAGCUAUACGGGUAACGAUGCUGCAUCGCCAGUGAUGGCCAGCUUCAGGUACCUGUCAUAUGUGGGCUGAGAUAGAUCAUGUUUAGAUCUCUAGGCAGUUGAAUACCACCCAGUGUAAUACGAUUAGUGAUUUUAAUGAUUUCGUUCAUUACUUGCAGUCGUAAUAUAAAAAAUAUAUAUCAUUAGAACGAUUAUUCUAAAGCGUGUGAGGUGGUUAGAAGUAGUGUUUUUUUUCGUGGCCCGACAGAAUGCGACGGAGACCCGAUUUAUUCCCACUAUUCGGAAUGAGAUGCACCAUUGAGCGGC